AUGGCUCCACAGAAAAAAGGUGCAGCAGCUAGGGUUACAGAGGACACAGAGGACCUCACCCGUCACCCACUCCAAUCCAUUCUCUUAGCGGAUAGCUUCACCACCAAAUUCCGUCCAAUCACUCUCGAACGCCCUAAAGUGCUGUUGCCGCUGGUGAAUGUGCCGAUGAUAGAUUACACAUUGGCGUGGCUAGAAUCUGCUGGUGUCGAGGAGGUUUUUGUUUUCUGUUGCGCGCAUUCUAAACAAGUUAUUGAGUAUUUGGAGAAAUCCCAGUGGCUUUCGCAACCGAAUUUCUCCGUUGUAACUAUCGAGUCUCAUAAUUCUGUUAGCGCUGGGGACGCAUUGCGAUGGAUCUAUGAGCGCAAUGUGAUAAACGGAGAUUUUGUACUUAUUAGUGGGGAUACAGUGAGCAACAUGUCUCUCACACAAGUGAUUCUAGAACAUAAAGAGAGAAGGAAGAAGGACAAUAACGCUGUAAUGACUAUGGUUAUUAAACAGUCGAAACUAUCCCCGGUUACCCAUCAAUCACGGCUUGGUACUGAUGAGCUUUUUAUGGCAAUAGAUCCUCAAACAAAGCAGCUUGUUUACUAUGAGGAAAAGGACUUUAAAGGGAUUAUACCUCUUGAUAAUGCAUUGCUUGCUGAUAAUCCUUCCAUUUCUCUGCACAAUGACAAGCAGGAUUGCUAUAUUGACAUCUGCUCUCCGGAAGUUCUCAGUCUUUUCACUGACAACUUUGACUAUCAACACCUACGCCGUCAUUUUGUAAAGGGGUUGCUGGUUGAUGAUAUUAUGGGUUACAAAAUAUUCACUCAUGAAAUCCACUCAAGUUAUGCGGCUAGGAUUGAUAACUAUAGAAGCUACGGAACUGUCAGUAAGGACAUAAUUCAAAGGUGGACUUACCCUUUUGUACCAGAUGUGAUGUUUUUUGGAAAUUCUGCUGCUCAACUUGAAAGAGAGGGGAUGUACCGAGCAUCAGAAAUAGAGCAAUCACGUUCUGCACAUAUUGGUCCUUUUACUGUUAUUGGAAAAGGCACUAGAAUUGGGAACAACUCCAAAAUUUCAAAUUCUGUCAUUGGAAAAGGGUGCACAAUUGGAUCAAAUGUUUUAAUAACAGGUUCCUAUAUAUGGGAUAAGGUCACUAUUGAAGAUGGCUGUGACAUAAGGCAUGCGAUAAUAUGUGAUGGAGUGAUAAUAAAAUCUGAAGAUGUGUUGGAAUCUGGGGUCGUAUUGUCUUUCAAGGUUGUGAUCGGACAAAAAUGUGUUGUCCCCUCCUACUCAAAGGUGUCUUUGUUUCAGCAGCCAACUGUCGAAGAUAGUGAUGAAGAAUUGGAGUAUGCUGACAAUAGCCUUGGAACCUUAGAUUCUUGGUGCAGCCUUGCAGUUCUUAUGUUGGACAUUAUUCACCAUGUUGUUAUUAAUGUUCUGUCAGCAGUGUUUGAUAUGGAUGCAAUUUAUUAUCCGAGGGUAUCAAUUACAGGUACUGUGGAUACAUUGAAUGGGGAAAUGAUUUCUGAGAUGCUGCCUGUAUCACAGCAAAGUGGGAUGUUGGUCAGAUUGGAUUAUGAAUUCAAGUUUUCUCUUAGUGCUCACUUUGCGACCUUUGUCAUCAAUUUUGUCCUUGCUGUUGAUGUUUUGGAGUCAAAGCUGAGAUUUUCUAUUUCUGCCUUGGUGGAAUUCUCAUCCUCCAUCUAUCUUGGGCCUGGUGGUGUUGGCCAUGUAUGGUCAAUAUGUGAAGGAGGUCAUGAGGAAGAAUGGAGACAUUCAGUUGCACCCAUUCCUGCUGAAAAACUUGCUGUGGCCACCCAAGCUUUAGAGGAUGAUUUGGAAUUGUUAAAUCUAGAUGGAAAUGCUCUCUCAACUUCUGCGGAGUUGAAGCCUGACCGUAAUGGUACUGAUUCUGAAGACGAUGAUUUUGAAGAUUCUAGAGACGAUUCCAUUUACUAUGAGAAAGAGGUUGAAGCAACUUUUUUGAGGGCCGUUAAUGAGAAUAUCAAAGUGCCUGACAUAAUCCUUGAAAUGAACUCUCUCCGGGCAGAUAUAGUAGGCGGUAUGGAAUCAGCUAGGUUGUCAUACAACAUGACAUCUGCAGACUGUGCUGGAGCAAUAUUUUAUGCAAUGAUGAAACAGGCAUUAGAGAUUCCACAUUCUACUGCUGGUGAAUUGCGUGAUAAUGCUGAAAGUGUUAUAAAUGCAUGGAAAAAACUUCUAGAGUUCUAUUCAAAGGAAAUAGAUGACCAGAUUGAAGUGAUAAUGAAAUUUGAAGAAAUGUGUCUGGAAUCUCUUAAGGAGUUCUCGCCACUUUUUGCCCUGAUUUUACAAAUUUUAUAUGAAAAAGACAUAUUAGAAGAGGAUGCCAUAUUGAAAUGGGCUGAUGAGAAAAGAGAUGCAGAAGAAUCAGAUAAAGUUUUUGUCAAGCGGUCAGAAAAAUUUAUUCAAAAUGGAGGGGGCCCAGGAGGGCCAGGUGGACCCGGCGGUCCACCAAACAUUGGUCCACAACAGCUUUCAAAGAUGCAGCAGCAGCACAGAAUAUAG
Molecule: messenger RNA, 2532 nt
Organism: Dovyalis caffra
Lineage: Eukaryota; Viridiplantae; Streptophyta; Magnoliopsida; Malpighiales; Salicaceae
Source: the annotation of a GenBank genome assembly